AUGUCCUUAACAGGACUUCAUUUUGUUUAUUGUAAGCUGUUUCUGCAUGCUGAAGAUUCUGUUCGGGAAGCCGGCAAUUGCCCUGAUUAUCAUUGCCUCUUUUGCGACUUGGGACUAUCAUUCAUCACAACAGUAUUACAGAAUUCUAGUCGCAAAAUUAUUACAAUGGAUGGCAACUUCCAAUUGGAAAGGAGGAACGUUGAUAAUGGGAUUCCCGCAGCACAAGCUGUAGGGAUUCUCGGUAAGUCGGCUUCUGAAGCCGAAGCCUGGGGCAGUAAAGAAGAGGUCGAGCAGUUUGAGGUGGCCAAUAGACAUACCAAGAAUGAAGUGACGUGUGUUGCUGUAGAGGUGAGUAAUCAAAGGUUCAAAGCCGCAAGCAGUAGCACACGUAAGCUCGAUAAUCGUUACGAUGAAAAUGGAGUUUUCUCUCUUAGUUGCGCCAGAUGUUAUGACGCCUCAUAA
Mycotypha africana is the source of this 462-nucleotide messenger RNA. RefSeq lists its product as uncharacterized. Lineage: Eukaryota; Fungi; Mucoromycota; Mucoromycetes; Mucorales; Mycotyphaceae. The coding region runs from base 1 to 462 and encodes 153 amino acids. The transcript is spliced from 3 exons. The record is from RefSeq and is a predicted model, not a curated record.